GAUGGAACCGACUUUGGGUAAUACAAAAAUUUUCAGACCAUCCUAUAUUGCUAGUGUUGAGCCACCUCAAAGAAUAGAACCAGUAAGUGUGGAAGAUAUCAAAGCAGAUCUUUCUGCUGAUUUUUCUUCGGUUUCUUCAAGCUCAGACACAAGCCAGGUAAGAAAGAGCAGUUGGGAAGUGAAGGGACACAUACAGGUUUGUCUGCGUGUUAGGCCGUUUACAUCCUUGGAAAGAGAGAAUGAAUCACAGGACUGUGUUUCAAUUGAAAGCCCAACAAGCAUUGUACUGAAGCCUCCUAAAACCUCUUUGGGUCGACUAAGCGAAAAAACUGCUGGACAGAUGAUGCAGAAGUUCACUUUUUCCCAAGUGUUUGGACCAGAAACAACUCAAGAAGAAUUCUUUGAAGGUACCAUGAAGCAACCGUUACAAGAUUUCUUAGAUGGAUAUAACCGUCUUAUUUUUACAUAUGGAGUUACAAAUGCUGGGAAAACCUACACGUUCCAAGGGACAGAAGAUGACCUUGGUAUUCUGCCAAGGACUAUGGACAUGUUGUUUAAAAGUAUUCAAGGAAAGCUAUAUACAGCAAUGGAUCUCAAACCCCAUCGGUGCAGAGAUUAUGUAAAGCUGACUAAAGAUCAAGUGAGAGAAGAAACUGUUAUUAAAAAUACAAUACUCCGCUUGACAAAAGAGGUAGAGGAACACUUCUUUCUAUGCUGCUGAGUACACACAUAUUUUGAUAGCUCAGUACUUGUGUUGACUUGUAAUAUUUUGUACUUGUCAGGUUUGGAAGAGCUCUUAAGCGACUCGGAACAAACUACCACAAGUGUGAAAAAUGACAUGAAGUUUUCUGUUUGGGUUUCAUUUUUUGAGAUUUACAAUGAAUGUUUUUAUGAUCUACUGAUUCCUAUAUCAAAUGACAAGAAAAGAAAAACACUACGCCUUGCUCAAGACAUCAAGGGAUGUCCUUAUGUAAAAGAUCUGCAGUGGGUUCAGAUUUCUGAUUCUAAAGAAGCUUUUAGACUGCUAAAACUUGGCUUGAAACACCAGAGUAUUGCAAGCACAAAACUAAAUACUUGCUCCAGCAGAAGUCACAGCAUAUUCACAGUUAAGAUACUAAAAAUUGAAGAUUCAGGAGUACCACAAGUGACUCGAGUCAAUGAAUUGGCGAUGUGUGAUCUUGCUGGUUCAGAAAGAUGUACCAAGACACGCAAUGAAGGUGAUAGGUUGAAAGAGAGUGGAAAUAUAAACACCUCUCUUCUGACUCUAGGCAAGUGUAUUAAUGCACUCAAGAACUGUCAGCAGUCAAAGUUGCAGCAGCACAUACCUUUCCGGGAAAGUAAGUUAACUCAUUUUCUUCAAGGAUUCUUCAGUGGAAGAGGAAAGGUAUGCAUGAUAGUAAACAUAAGCCAGUGUGCUUCAGCAUAUGAUGAAACACUCAGCGUGCUAAAGUUCUCGGCCAUUGCACAAAAAGUUUUAGUUAUGGACAUGUCUGUACUUCCCCAAGAUCAAUCACUUGGCCAGAAAUCAGAAUCAUCGCUGCUUUGCACUAAAAUGCCAAUCGUGAAGAAAAGAGCUACUAUCCUAUGGGACAGGAGCUUAGAAGAUGUGAUUGAAGAUGACGAUGAUAUGGAGGAACAGCAAAAUAAUAAAGUUCUUAUUGGAAAAGAAGAAUAUAUGGCACUGCUGAAUGUCGUAGAAGAUUUGAAAAACAAACUAAUUACUGAAAAGAAGAAUAAGUUACUGCUGGAACUAAAAAUUCGUGAAGAAGUGGCACAAGAAUUUACCCAAUAUUUUGCUGACCGGGAACAGGAUUUCAAAGAGUGCCUUUCUCAUGAACGAGAACGGCUUGAAGAGAAUUCUGAAAGACGCCUGGAAAUCUUCAAGGAACUUGUAAAUGGUCAUACUGAAAACCCAGAUGAAGAAAAUAAAUUAAAGGAUCAGCCUCGCAGUGAACAAGCUGUCCCUCUGGGUGAAAACUAUAACAUAGGACCAGGCACCUAUGUUGAUCUUGAGGGCAUUAUUAAUUCUCUGCAGAAUGAUGUAAUUGAUAUCAAAAAGCAGGCGGAAGAAGCACACAGAUAUAUUGUGUCCCUAGAGGACCCACAGGAAGCCAUAGGUUGGCUUGAAAAACACCUGGGAAAAAUUGCCACUGAAUUAACUAAGACCAAAGAAGAGUUGACGGAGAAAACCAAUGAACUAGUCAAAACUCAAGAAGAGCUGUCACAGAAAACCAAAGACUUUGAAAUGCAGUUGAUUAAACUGGAUGAGUCUGCUGAGCAGCUUAAAGAAGCAACUGAGAAAAUGAAUACACAGAAUAAAAGGAUUCAAGAACUAAUGGACAUUGUGGAGCAAAAAGAUGAUGUUAUUGGCAGGCUACAAGAUUUGAUAUCCCAUUUAGAAGAAACCAUAAAAGACUAUGACAACACUGUGACUGCCAUUAAAAGAAAAUUGGCAGAAAGGAACUCUAGCACCAUGACUGAAAGCAGCCAAUUCAAGAAUUGUGAGGAAACUGGAUUGGAAAUGGGUAGAAAACGUUGCCUUGAAAAUAAGCUUACUGUGGAAGAUGAGCCACCUACAAAGAAAGGAGACACAAAGGAGACUUGGGAAGAUAACUCUCUCGAGCAAAAGAGAACCGAAUAUGUGAAAACAAAUACUAAAAAGGACUGUGCAGAAACACUAGCACUGAAGGAAAGAACUGAAACCUUGGAAGGUCAGCUAGCUGCAGUUGAAGAGCAAUGCAGAAGAGAGAAAAGUGAAAAGGAAGAGCUGAGUGGGCAGAUAAGAAACUUGCAUCUCAAGCUCUCUGCUUCUGAAGAAAGAGCUGAUGGCUUAAGUGAAGAACUUCAACGGUGUCAAGCUGGCUAUCAGGAGAUCGCCUCUGAAUUGGACAAACAGAAAACUAUAAAUAAGGAACAAGAAGAGAAGAUUAUUCAGCUAAAUAAUGAAGUAGAAGAUGCCAAACAAAAUAUAAUUGAUAAAAUGUCAAAAAUCAAAACAAUGCAGUCCAAAGUAGAUGAGAUGUAUAAAUGCCACUUAGAAUCUUAUGCUAUGGAUAUUGAUUUAGUUAAUCUAAAGGAUUCCUUAGAUUCUGAAAAAAAUGAAACAGAGAGUGCUCAGAUGAGUCCUGUAGGCAUGCAGUCCCAAACUGCUUCUAAAGCAGAUCUGAGACAGGAGAGCUCCUUUCACUGCAGUGUUGAAAGCAUUUGGGAAGAAUGCAAAAAUAUUAUUAUGGCUUCUUCACAGAAAAGUCAGCGGAUCCAGCAACUACUUCAACAAGUUGAAGAGUUAAAGAAGGGACUUGAUGCCGCUGAGAACUGUAAUAAUCAACUAAAAAUAAAAUUAGGUGAGAUUGCAAAUCAAGAUGAUCAGUCCAUAAAAGAAAAAGAUUUUAUAAAUCAGUUACAAGAGCAAAUCCAGAAGCAAAUACAAGAUUUUGAAAAACAGGCUGCAGAAGAUCACAGAGUAAUUGCACAGUUUGAGGAGGAAACUACCAGCUACAAGGGAAAAAUAAGAGAGCUUGAAUGCCUUUUGGAGGGUUUUAGAGCUAGAGAUGACAGCAUAAUGAAGUUAGAAGAAGUACUUAAAGAAAAAGAAUCUAUUAUUUCAAAUCUAGAAAGUAGUACAGUAGCACUGCAAGAGAAAUGUGCCAAUUCAGAUGAAAAACUGAAAGAAUUAAAUGAUCAAGAAGCAAAUCUGAAGGAGGAAGUUCUACAGUUGAUGAGCAGCUUGGAGAACAUGAAACAGUCUCUUCAGGAAAAGGAGAAAAAUGAAGAUGACCAAAUACGAUCUAUAGAAUUGCUACGUAAAGAUCUUGCUGAGAGCUCUGCCCUUGUACAGAGUUUGAAAAAAGAUUUGCAGAGGAAAGAGGAAGAAUACGCAGAUCUGAAAGAGAAAUUUUCUGAUGCCAAGAAACAAAUUCAUCAAGUACAAAAGGAGAUGUGUACAAUGCGAUCUGAGGAGAAAUCCUUGAGAAACAAAGUUAAUGAACUUCAAAAAAUUAAAAUCCAGUUUAGUGAAGAAUUAGAUAUCAAACAGCGCACAAUCCUGCAACUUAAAAAGCAGUUGAAUAAUGAGAAGCUGGAAGAAAUCUCCAAACAGUAUGAGAAAGCACACAAAGAUCUGUGCGCAAAGGAAAAACUGAUUGAAGAUAUGCGGAUGACACUACAAGAACAGGAACAAACUCAGAUUGAACAAGAUCAAGUGCUUGAAGCCAAACUAGAAGAGACCAACAAAUUGGUUUGGGAACUGGAAGAAUGGAAGCAGAAAUAUAGAGAACUGAGUAACCAGCGCAAUAGUCACUGGCAGCAAAAGAUGAGCAAAAAUGAGGAGAAAAAUGAAAAUGAGGCAAAGUAUCAAAUAGAUAGAAAGAAGUGGCUGGAGGAAAAAAUGGGACUCAUAAGUCAGGUAGAAGAAGCUGAGACCCAUCGCAACAGAGAAAUGAGAAAAUUUGCAGAGGAGAGACAACGCCAUGUAAAGCAACAUGCAGAAAUUGAAAGACUUGCCGCACAGCUGGUAGAAAAGGACAGCAAUCUGCAAAAGUGGCGUGAAGAAAGAGAUAAAUUAGUAGAAGCUUUGGAAAUACAGCUCAAGGCUAUGGCUUCUAACACCAUACAAAAAGACAAAGAAAUAGCAGAAUUGAAACAGGCUGCACUGAAGGAUUCGGGAAAGGAUAAAGAAGCUGAUAUAGAAGCAUUAAGAAAACAGCUAGCUGAGAAAGACAACUUAAUAAAAGAAUUGCAACAACGCAUUAACCAUGAAAGUGUUCAGUCUUUGGCGGAAGUAUCCUUACCUGAAGAAGGACAAGAUAAAACAGAUCAGUCUGUAAACAAAGAGGAUCAUUCAGACGUUGUCCUUGACUCUUCUGAAGUGUCCACAGAAAAUGGAAAAACUAGUCUAUUCCCAAAACCAGAGAUGGAAAUCCAGUUAGCACCUCUGCAACCAGAUAAGAUAGAGGUGAAGCACCAGGGCAGUUCCUUACCAGUUACAGUUAAACUGCUCCAAUCAAGAAAGAAAAGGAAGAGCGAAGAGAUGGAUGAGGAUUUUGUGAAAAGUGAGAACAAGAAAAAUGCAAAACCUGCUAUGACUAAUUCACCUUCUACAAGCAACAAGAAAAUGAUGCCUACUCCACGGUCAUUUAGAAAGGAAUACCCCUUAAGAAAGCAAGAAUCUAAUUUAAGUAAGAAGUCAGCUAAAAAGAAGGAUGGAACACUACAAAAAAUUGGUGAUUUUUUCCAAAACUCUCCUACUAUUAUUCACUCUAAAGCAAAGAAGCUGAUUGCAACAAUAAGCUCUCCUAAGUCUGCAGAACCAGAAAGCAUCAAAGAAAGUGAGCUCAAGCCAAAAAGAGCUAAGAGAAAGCUGUAUUCAACUGACAUUUCUUGCCCUCUAGAUAUCCCUGCUUCUUCAAUCGUUAUAGAACAGAAAGACAAGGAAAGUGAUCAUCUAAUCAUCAAGCGACGGCUACGAUCAAGACCAGUUAAAUAA
Messenger RNA from Apaloderma vittatum (bar-tailed trogon), 5485 nucleotides. RefSeq names its product kinesin family member 20B (gene KIF20B). The transcript is spliced from 32 exons. The annotation marks the transcript as partial. Gene Ontology annotation, molecular function: microtubule binding; ATP binding; plus-end-directed microtubule motor activity. Lineage: Eukaryota; Metazoa; Chordata; Aves; Trogoniformes; Trogonidae. The record is from RefSeq and is a predicted model, not a curated record. Gene Ontology annotation, biological process: microtubule-based movement; mitotic spindle assembly. Gene Ontology annotation, cellular component: spindle microtubule; nucleus.